Paramormyrops kingsleyae is the source of this 2339-nucleotide messenger RNA. It is a transcript of the gene rnf180a, whose product is annotated as ring finger protein 180a. Gene Ontology annotation, molecular function: ubiquitin conjugating enzyme binding; ubiquitin protein ligase activity. Gene Ontology annotation, biological process: protein polyubiquitination; norepinephrine metabolic process; serotonin metabolic process. The record is from RefSeq and is a predicted model, not a curated record. Lineage: Eukaryota; Metazoa; Chordata; Actinopteri; Osteoglossiformes; Mormyridae. Gene Ontology annotation, cellular component: endoplasmic reticulum membrane.
UAGCACUACGAACGUUUUAGGAACGCACGAUUGCUGUUUAGACAUCUGAGCUAAAUAAAUCACUAAAGGCUUGUGCGGAUAUAUUCUGUAUAGAUAGGAGGAUGGAUGGAUAUAAGUCAUGACGAGACAUGGACUACUACCUAAAUAAUAAAUGUACCACGACUACAUGAAUGGCACACCAGACAGCCGUGCAGGCACGAAGAACAGGCAGACAGCUGCACAUGUGGCGCCGCGUUUGGCACCUGCGGCUUUCCGUGCCGUGACGUCACGGUCCCUUUAAACUUUACCAAGUAUGGCUGCGCUCGGCAGCGAUCGUCGGGUCAGCUACAAGCUGUUUUAUUGACAGAGGCCAACUCAUUCCGGCUAUGAGCGUUUUUCCAGGUCUGUAUCGUUGAUGUGAUGCCUGCUGGUGAGGGCGUGAUGUCGCAGGGUUACGUUGCCAGUGCCGUGUCUCCCUGAGAAGUGUGCCGUGAUCGUCAUGGAAACCGCGGAGGCUGCCACCGGCCUACGGUGCCGCAGAUGCAGGACUUGCGUGAUGGACUCUUCCAGCCUGCUCCGGAUGAGCAAGGAGAGGGAUGCUGCAGCCACAGCCAAGUGUAACAUUUGGCAUGUGAAUUUUGACCCCUUGCCUGACUGGAUCCACAGAGCCGUCCAUCAGGCCCAGUGGACAAGGGGGAAGCUGCUGUGUCCCCACUGUGGGGCUCGCCUGGGGGGCUUCGAUUUCAUGCGCCAAGCUUCUUGCCCCUGUGGCCACCAGCUGACCGUACACCUCAGUGAAAGCCGGGUGGACCGUGACCACAGGCUGACCGUAUUCCUCAGUGACACCUGGGCGUACCGCAGUCGCAGGCAGCCCCGAGAGCUCCGACCGAGCCAGGAAGUGUGUCACCUGGAAGGUUUGGGGCUGCCCGAAAAGACCCAGAGCACAGCACCCCAGCUAAUGGGGGGGGCAGAACCCUCUGGCCUGGCUGAACCCUCGCCGACAUACAGAAUUACUGGCGAGGAAACCAGCCCAGAUGCACUGGCCACCACCACUAUAAGGCAACAGCUUCCCUCACGGAGCAGCAUGGAGGGAGGUGGCAGAGAGGGAGAAGAGCCGGGGGAGCGGAGGCCUGGCAGGAGGGAGCGGAAAUACAUGAGGAGCUUGCGAAGGAAAAGGAGAGGCAGGGAGAGAGGACUGCAGAGUCAGUGGCUGGAACAGCAAGAGGGCUCCACUGGAAAUGCGAGCAGUAGUGAUGAGGAUGAGGCAGGCAGGGACAGGGAGGGCCUGACUUGUGCUGUGUGCCUGGACAUCUACUUCAACCCCUACAUGUGUCGCCCCUGCGGUCACGUGUUCUGUGAGCCAUGUCUACGCACGCUGGCCCGGAGCUGCCCCAGCAACACCCCCUGCCCCCUGUGCCGCACCCCCAUCUCGCACGUCUGCUUCCAGAUCGAGCUCAGCCACACAUCUCAGAGCUGUUUCCCUGAGGAGUACAUCAGCCGCAGGCAGAACUUCCAGAAGGAUAACUGCGCCCAGUGGCCUCUCCCCAACUGUGGGAAGAUCUUUCGCAUCUUAGGUGGGUUCCGGAGGCGUGCUGGUCCUGUGAGCCGGCGGCAGUUCCCACACGGCCCCUCGCGGCUGGACAGCCUGGCUUUUGAGGGCGACUCGCGGGGCCGGCGCCUUGACAUGGACGUGCUCGUCGUCUACAUCUACUCUGUCAACUGGCUCAUUGGCUUCAUCAUCUUCUGCUUCCUCUGCUACUACUUCUUCUCAUCUCUCUGACAGCUGCCCCCCACCUGAAAUGUAAGCGAGGACCCUGCCUGCCGGGCUUCCGCAGCAGUGCCUGUGGCGAGCUGAACUUCAGGAGCAGACGGCAGAGGGAUACAAAGGGGCACCUUAACAACGGUGCUGUUUUACACACUGACUGUUUAUGACUCAUCUUUGCUCAGUAUUCAGCUCUAGCACAGCUGCUUUUUACUGCAUUGACCUCUGACUGUGGCUAUUGCCCUGGAUCCAGGUAUAAGACGGUCUUCUGGAUGGGGUCUGUCUAUCUGAAUGCUUAGGGACCAUCUUGGACGGAAAGCAAUGAUCUCUAGCAUCAGGUACAACGGGUAAGACUGCAUAAGCACAAAGGCUUACCUCAUGGAUCAGAAUCCGGAUCUACUGCAGUGGAGCCUCACCUGUUUGCUAACGGUGGCCAUUUUGAAACACCGACACUGAUCCCUCCCCUUCUGGGCCCCGUCUCAGGCCUGCCCCCUAGUGGCCAGUUGCUGUUCCGACAAUGCCUGUGAACUUCAAUGCAGUGAACUGUUCUGUGAGAUUCAGUCCCAAAAUAAAAAGGGUGUCCUGUGCUUACCUUAAA